UAACCUUCCCUUUCUUAACCGAAACCGUCUGCCGUCUACAAAAUACACAAUAUUAUAUUACAAGUUAGAUAGAUUUAUUUAUUAUAAUGACAUUAAUUAGAGAAAAAAUUGAUAAACUAAUAAAUGAGGUAAAAGAGUUGAAACAAACACUAAUAGAAAAGGAAGAAGAAAUAUUUAGGUUACAAAAUGAAGUGAAAGCAGAGAAGAUGAAGCCCUCAGAUCACAUACUUUCAAACAAAGAUAUAGUUCGGUACUCAAGACAGAUGAUCAUUCCUCAAAUUGGAGUUCAAGGUCAGAAAAGGCUGAAGGACCUGUCAGUGCUGGUAGUGGGGGUGGGGGGCCUAGGAUGUCCAGCUGCUACCUACCUGGCUGGAGCGGGGGUUGGCCGCAUCGGACUAGUUGAUUAUGACGUGGUCGAGGAAAACAACCUUCAUCGCCAACUUCUGCAUAAUGAACACUUGGUAGGAAAGCCAAAAGUAGAAUCAGCUGCAAUUGCUUUGAAAAAGUUAAACAGUGAAAUACAAGUGGAUCAACAUCAAGCACAGUUAAGCAGCAGCAACGCCCUUGACAUGAUUAAAGAAUAUGAUGUGGUGGUUGACGCUAGUGAUAAUGUGGCGACCAGGUACCUGGUGAGCGACGCGUGUGUCCUUGCAGAUCGUCCGCUGGUGUCAGGCAGUGCGCUGCAGAUGGAAGGACAGCUGACCGUCUACAAUCACGCAGGAGGUCCGUGUUACCGGUGUCUCUACCCCCAGCCACCCCCUCCACACACUGUCACCAACUGCAGCGAUGCUGGAGUCCUGGGUGCAGUUCCAGGUGUAAUCGGCACUCUACAGGCCCUGGAGGUAGUGAAGAUUGCCCUGAAGAUGCCCGGAGUGUUGAGUUCAAGGCUGUUGUUAUUUGACGGGGAAGAUUGUGUGUUUCGCAACAUCAAGUUGAGGCAGAAACGUGAGGAUUGUGCAGUGUGUGGAAAAAACCCUUCUAUCCAUCAGCUGGUGGACUACGAGCAGUUUUGUGGAGCUAAGGCAAACGAUAAGGAGUGGAGUUUGUCAAUAUUGUCGGAUGAGGAGAGAAUCUUGCCACAAGAGUUACACAAUGUAAUGCAGUCCAAGCCUUACAUUGUUGUGGAUGUCCGUCAGCCGCUUGAGUACGAGAUGUGUCAUAUUCCAAACUCCGUCAACAUUCCACUUCCCACCAUCACUCGGAAUGUGACCCUUAUUAAGGCUCUUACUGAACCUGCAGGAGAUUCCGUCUUAGUGUGCAUGGUUUGUAGAAGAGGCAACGAUUCCCAGCUGGCUGUGAGAGAUUUGAAGGCAGUUUUGGAUACCUCGUCAAUAAUACUGAAGGAUCUGAAGGGUGGACUGCAUGCCUGGUCUACCGAUGUCGACCCCAACUUCCCUAUCUACUGAUGCUAAGCUGGGCUGUGUUAAUAAAUAAAUAUGUAUAUAAUAAUCAG
Molecule: messenger RNA, 1453 nt
Organism: Macrosteles quadrilineatus (aster leafhopper)
Lineage: Eukaryota; Metazoa; Arthropoda; Insecta; Hemiptera; Cicadellidae
Gene: Uba4
Product: adenylyltransferase and sulfurtransferase MOCS3
Exons: 9
Coding region: 87-1406 (439 amino acids)
Biological process (GO): tRNA wobble position uridine thiolation; protein urmylation
Cellular component (GO): cytosol; cytoplasm
Molecular function (GO): URM1 activating enzyme activity; thiosulfate-cyanide sulfurtransferase activity; adenylyltransferase activity
Source: RefSeq, a predicted model, not a curated record